Ostertagia ostertagi is the source of this 243-nucleotide messenger RNA. NCBI's taxonomy places the organism in Eukaryota, Metazoa, Nematoda, Chromadorea, Rhabditida, Trichostrongylidae. The record is from the annotation of a GenBank genome assembly.
AUGUCUCAAGCCGGACCAUUCAAUCGAGUACAGUCUGUUUCAGCACCGUUAAAAGGCUCAUUUCCAUUGGAUCAUGAGGGAACAUGCAAGCUCGAAAUGCUCAAGUACAUGUGUUGUCUGCAUGAAAACAAACAUCUAAACAGUGAAUGCCGAGAUGUGGCAAAAGCGUACUUCAAGUGCCGAAUGGACCAUGGCCUUAUGGAAAAAGAUGAAUGGGAUCGCCUAGGUUAUGGAGAUAAGUAG